AUCACAAUUGCUCGUUAGUGAGUCAUAUUCGUAAAUUUAUUGUCUCACAUUUGCCACUGUUCGUUUUAUGUAUAUAACUGUUUUAAUAUAUUUGUAAUCAUGUCUUUAAAUUAAUUGUAACGGGCAGGUCAGAAAAUCCUAGGAACUUUAUACCGUCCGUUGUUUCCAGAGGAGCGUUUCAAAGACGGACGGUUGUAGCCAGCGUGUGAUUUUUUUCUUUUGUCACAGUUGUCACUUAAGUUUUUAAACGAUUACCGGCAAUGACGAGCCUUAUAAAGUAAGCGGAAAAUAUAUAGUAUAUUUGCGGCUUGUAACACACGUCUAAGUAAUUUAGACGAAUGCGUUUUUGUAAAAUCAUUAGCGCUAGUUCGUGCCGUGCGCUUGUUUUUUGUCGUACCGUCAUGAGUGACGUGUAACUGAACUCACGAAUAUCUCUAAUCAUACAUAAGGAGCAUGAAAUUGGUUUAUUAUUAGGCUUUACGGAUGCUGGAGUGAUUAGCGUUGUUGGUUAUGAAAGAAAUCAUACAAGCCGAGCACUAGGAAGAAUGGGAUUUAAAGUUGCAAGUCAUUUGUGAUGGAAAGAGACACUGUUGCAAACUAGAAAUUUGAUUUUAACAUGUAGAUGACAUCGUCUCAAGCUCAAGGCUGAAAUAUUGUGAAGAUUUUGCGAUCUGCUUGCGUGGUACAGCGUUGCACUGAAAGGCACAAGGAUGAUGUACUCUUCUCGGAGAAAACCUGUGCUGUAUUUCAAAGAUGAUAGAAGUUUUCUGUCGAGGAAAUGCACCGUCUGGAAGCUCUUCGGCCUCGGCAUGCUGUUUGUUUUGGGGUCCCUUCUUUGGGUGCAGCUGACUUGUUCAGGAGACAUGAGCCAGACUGCUGGGUACAGUCACCUCCCUCAUCAGCCCUGUCCUGUAGAGAGACAGUCCUCUGUUGAUGACCCAUCCUGGGGCCCUCACAAAAUGGCCCUCAUCGUGCCAUUCAGAGAGCGCUUUGAAGAGCUGCUUGUAUUUGUCCCUUAUAUGCACGCUUUCCUCAACAAGAAGAAAAUACGGCAUAAAAUAUUUAUUGUAAACCAACUGGAUCACUUUCGGUUCAAUCGGGCCUCUCUUAUUAACGUUGGCUAUACGGAAAGCGGUAAUGACACAGACUACAUUGCAAUGCACGAUGUGGACUUGUUGCCUGAAAAUGAAGAUCUGGACUAUGGAUUCCCAAAGGAGGGACCUUUCCAUGUGGCCUCGCCAGAGCUUCAUCCCUUAUAUCAUUAUAAGACGUAUGUGGGAGGAAUCCUGCUGCUUACCAAGAAACAUUAUCAGCUGUGCAAUGGGAUGUCAAAUCGCUUCUGGGGAUGGGGAAGAGAAGAUGAUGAGUUUUUCAGAAGACUCAAAACAGCUGAUCUUAAGCUUUUUAGGCCAACGGGUAUUACUACAGGGACUAAAACAUUUAGACACAUCCAUGAUCCAGCCUGGAGGAAGAGAGAUCAGAAGCGCAUCGCUGCACAAAAGCAGGAGCAGUUUAAGGUGGAUCCAGAGGGUGGCCUGACUAACCUCCGCUACAAGGUGGAGUCCAGAAAGGAAAUGACCAUCAGCGGAGCUCCAUGUACUGUCAUCAACACCUUUCUAGAGUGUGACCUCAACGAGACCCCAUGGUGCCAGUCCAGCUAAUAUGCUUAAACAGGAUGUGUAAAAGCCAGAAUGACACACAUUCUCCUUCUGUGACGGCAGGAAGGCUUUCACAGAUGGUUGGUGCCAGUCACACUUGAAAACCAAAAGGACUUGAAUAUGUGACUGUGGGGAAAGAACUUUUCUCUAAGCUUUUAUUUUUAUAGGACAGUGUUGUUGACUUCAUCCAUGAUGAAGCGCUGCCUCGUUUUUGAACCGAACUAUGGACCAACGUCAGGUACUGCACUGAGUUUGCAUCAUCAAUAUUUCAACUACGAGCAUCCAAAUGUUUUUAACGAUGAGUUUUAUAAUAUUUUAGUUGUAGCAGUGGCCUGUUUUGGACUGUUUCUCUUAGUGCAAUUGUGAGUAUUUGCUCAGCCAUGUCUUGACAGAAUUGUUUCUUCAAAAUCAUGUCUUGAAAAAGACAAUGUUAUAUAUAUGGAAGGGUUUUAAGGGUACUUGGAUUGUAUUUGCACAUUAUUCAGUAUUUAUAUAAAAACAAAGGUUUCCUAAUUUCAGUCUUUGUACUUUCUCCCAUGUUUCAAAAUGCAUGGAAUGCUGUUACGAUGCUUACACUCACAGGAUUAUAUAUAGAUCUUAUGAACUGGAGGCAUGAAGCUAUAUCCAAAAAACAGAAAACAUCUUGCAGCGCAAAGGUUAAUAAAAUUUGGAAACGACAUACUUUUUAUUGGCAGUGCCUGAAAUUAAACUGUGAAUCAGUACUCUGUCCAAACUGAGGUGUUAUUGUGCCUGUGGCAACAAACUGGGGCACAACUGCAGAGAACAUGUUUGCCAAAAAAAUAAAGAGAA
Molecule: messenger RNA, 2468 nt
Organism: Labeo rohita (rohu)
Lineage: Eukaryota; Metazoa; Chordata; Actinopteri; Cypriniformes; Cyprinidae
Gene: b4galt7
Product: xylosylprotein beta 1,4-galactosyltransferase, polypeptide 7 (galactosyltransferase I)
Exons: 6
Coding region: 711-1661 (316 amino acids)
Biological process (GO): proteoglycan biosynthetic process; carbohydrate metabolic process
Molecular function (GO): xylosylprotein 4-beta-galactosyltransferase activity
Source: RefSeq, a predicted model, not a curated record